Molecule: messenger RNA, 3178 nt
Organism: Manis pentadactyla (Chinese pangolin)
Lineage: Eukaryota; Metazoa; Chordata; Mammalia; Pholidota; Manidae
Gene: FSHR
Product: follicle stimulating hormone receptor
Exons: 10
Coding region: 71-2158 (695 amino acids)
Biological process (GO): follicle-stimulating hormone signaling pathway; male gonad development
Cellular component (GO): membrane
Molecular function (GO): protein binding; G protein-coupled receptor activity; follicle-stimulating hormone receptor activity
Source: RefSeq, a predicted model, not a curated record
CUCUGAAAUCUGUGGAGAUUUUUCUCUGCACAGGCAGGAAGAAAGCAGGUGGAUGGAUAAGUAAAUAAAUAUGGCCUUGCUCCUGACCUCCUUGCUGGCAUUCCUAAGCUUGGGCUCAGGAUGUCGUCAUCAGAUCUGUCACUGCUCUAACAGGGUUUUUCUCUGCCAAGAGAACAAGGUGACAGAGAUUCCCUCCGACCUCCCCAGGAAUGCCGUUGAACUGAGGUUUGUCCUCACCAGGCUUCGAGUCAUCCCAAAAGGAGCAUUUUCAGGAUUUGGGGACCUGGAGAUAAUAGAGAUAUCACAGAAUGAUGUCUUGGAAGCGAUAGAGGCAAAUGUGUUCUCCAACCUGCCUAAAUUACAUGAAAUUAGAAUUGAAAAGGCCAACAACUUGCUAUACAUCAACCCCGAUGCCUUCCAGAACCUUCCCAACCUCCGAUAUUUAUUAAUAUCCAACACAGGUAUUCAGCACUUGCCAGCUUUUCACAAGAUUCAGUCUCUCCAAAAGGUUCUAAUAGACAUUCAAGACAACAUAAACAUCCACACAGUUGGAAGAAAUUCCUUCAUGGGGCUGAGUUUUGAAAGUAUGAUUCUAUGGCUGAAUAAGAAUGGGAUUCAAGAAAUACACAACUGUGCAUUCAAUGGAACCCAGCUAGAUGAGCUGAAUCUAAGUGAUAACAAUAAUUUGGAAGAUCUGCCUAGUGAUGUUUUCCAGGGAGCGUCUGGACCAGUCAUUCUAGAUAUUUCAAGAACAAGGAUUCACUCCCUGCCUAGCUAUGGCUUAGAAAAUCUUAAGAAGCUGCGGGCCAGGUCAACUUACAACUUAAAAAAGCUUCCCAGUCUGGAAAGGUUUGUCACACUCGUGGAGGCCAGCUUCACCUACCCCAGCCACUGCUGUGCCUUUGCAAACUGGAGACGGCAAAUCUCUGAGCUUCAUCCAAUUUGCAACAAUUCUAUUUUAAGGCAAGAAGUUGAUGAUAUGACUCAGGCUAGGGGAGAGAGAAUUUCUUUAGCUGAAGAUGAUGAGUCCAGUUACACUAAAGGAUUUGACAUGAUGUACAGUGAAUCUGACUAUGAUUUAUGCAAUGAAGUGGUUGAUGUGACUUGCUCCCCUAAGCCAGAUGCAUUCAAUCCAUGUGAAGAUAUCAUGGGGUACAAUAUUCUCAGAGUCUUGAUAUGGUUUAUUAGCAUCCUGGCCAUCACUGGAAACAUCAUAGUACUGGUAAUCUUGAUUACCAGCCAGUACAAACUCACAGUCCCCCGCUUCCUUAUGUGCAACCUGGCCUUUGCUGAUCUCUGCAUUGGAAUCUACCUGCUGCUCAUAGCGUCAGUUGAUAUCUACACCAAAAGCCAGUACCACAACUAUGCAAUUGACUGGCAAACUGGAGCAGGCUGUGAUGCUGCUGGCUUUUUCACUGUCUUUGCCAGUGAGCUCUCAGUCUACACUCUGACAGCCAUCACACUGGAAAGAUGGCAUACCAUCACCCAUGCCAUGCAGCUGGAAUGCAAGGUACAACUCCGCCAUGCUGCCAGCAUCAUGCUAGUAGGCUGGAUCUUUGCUUUUGCAGUCGCCCUCUUUCCCAUUGUUGGCAUCAGCAGCUAUAUGAAGGUGAGCAUCUGCCUGCCCAUGGAUAUUGACAGCCCCUUGUCACAGUUCUAUGUUAUGUCCCUCCUUGUGCUCAAUGUCCUAGCCUUUGUGGUCAUUUGUGGCUGCUACACUCACAUCUACCUCACAGUGAGGAACCCCAACGUCGUGUCCUCCUCGAGUGACACCAAGAUUGCCAAGCGCAUGGCCAUGCUCAUCUUCACGGACUUCCUCUGCAUGGCACCCAUCUCCUUCUUUGCCAUCUCUGCCUCCCUCAAGGUGCCCCUCAUCACUGUGUCCAAGUCAAAGAUCCUCCUGGUCCUGUUCUACCCCAUCAACUCCUGUGCCAACCCCUUCCUCUAUGCCAUCUUCACCAAGAACUUCCGCAGGGAUUUCUUCAUUCUGCUGAGCAAGUUUGGCUGCUAUGAAAUGCAAGCCCAGACUUACAGGACAGAAACCUUAUCCACUGCCCACAACUCCCAUCCAAGGAAUGGCCACUGCCCUCCAGCUUCCAGGGUUCCCAGUGGUUCCAAUUACAUACUUGUCCCUCUAAGCCAUUUAGCCCAGAACUAACACAUGUGUAAAUGUAUGUGAACAUUGAAUAACUGAAGUCUUGCCUUUGAAGAAUAUGACAUGGAAUAGCUGGCAGAAUGCUUCUACAAACUUUUUCUAAUUUAAUCUUCCUGGCACACCUUUAAGGUGAAUUGGUCAAAACUAUUAACUUCAUGUGAUCAAUUAGGAAACUAAAGUAUUAAUGACAACGUUAAUAAUUAAAAUAAUAUAAUGCUACAUCAUAUUUAUGUUUUAUAAUGUCCAAAGUACUUUUGUUAAGAUCAUCACAACUAAUUCCUAUAAAAGUCCUAAGAAAUAGGCAGUUUUGGAGUUUUACAGAUGAGAAAACCAAGACUCGAAGGGUUAAGGGUUCAAAAUCGCUUGGCUUGUAAGAGCCAGAACCAGGAUUAGGUGUUCUGACUCCCAUAUAACUUCCAAAAGUAGCAGCAUAAUAUUUAUUCGUUCAACAAAUAUUACUAAACACCUAUUUGAAGGCUCUGUACUGUAUCAACUUGGAUAAACUAAACUACAUUUCCCAGAAUUCCCUUUCUCAUAUGUUUUCCCUUAGGGCAGGCCACAGGGAAGAUUCUUAGGAAAAUAAGAGGGCAGAAGGGAAGCUAUAGCCAUUUUGUCACUCACACACUUUGUUUGUGAUCUGCUGAUUCAGCUGGUUCCUACUGAAGCAACAGCUGGACCUACAAUUGCUCCACCUUCCCCUGGAUCCUCCUUCAGGUUCUCUGACUCCUGGGCUGGGUAUAUAUGUUCAGCUCCAUGAUAAAGAAUCCCAUCUUCUGCAGAAAAAUUUUCCCACCAAGGUCAGACACAGCAAGACAGAAAUGAGGCUCAGUUGGCCUCCUGGGUUUUCACAUUACGCUUGAGGCUUCCAGCAUGCUCCCGAUCUUCUCUUAAUGACUGCCUGCCCUGUGGACUUCAAGAUCCAGCAUCAAUGUAGAGACAACAUCCUUACAAAGACUGCUUAACCAACCUCCACAAUUACAUAAGCUAAUUCCCUAUAACAAAUAGUAACCACAUACAUAUAUA